CGCUGUCUGAAUCAUUUCCGUGCAAUGACUGCAGCAGCCACUUGUCUACUCGUGCUCUCCCUGGCCGCCGCGGGGCUCGCCGCCCCCUCCGAGGCCCCGAAACGUACACUCGGCCUCCGCACCCUAUUCAUCUCAUGCCUCGACGCAGGCUCUCAGGAUGAAGAUUCGUCUGGAGAUUUCAUGAGCUGCCUGAACACCCGUGUCCGCGAAUCAGGAGGUGAACUGCGCCUUUUGCCAGGCGUCACUUUAAGCGCGGAAAAUGUCGACAUGAGUGGAAAUGGACAGCGAGCUAUGUCAGGAAAUGCACUUAAGAUUGCCCUGCCGUGGUCGGAAACCAGUGCAAGGUUCUUCGGAGGCUGGAACAACCCUUCGUUGGUGCUGUCAGGUGGCGAGUCUGAGCUGGACAUCGGCGUUGAAGUGGACAAGGAGGACCAGAACGCAGUGGCAACCACCGGCGAUGAGGAAUCAGGCAGAGUUUUCCUCAAAGGCAAAAAGCUGAAGAAGGUACUGAUCCCGUUGAUGAUCGGACUCAAGCUUAAGUCCGCGCUCAUCUCCAUGCUCAGCUACGGUGCCGUCAUCGCCAUGGCUGCUAAGGCGCUGCUCCUCUCGAUCGUCGCUGUCGCCAUCGCUGGCAUUGGUGCGAUGAGGCGCAUGUACAAGGACUACUCUGACGCGACAGUGCACUCGUACAGCUCCUACGAGCCGAGCAGCUAUUCAUCGAGCUACCACCACCGCAGCUACAACACCCCCAUGGGCCAGGCGGUGGCUCCCAGCAACCAGGUGGCCUCCGUCGUCAGCGCUGACGCUACCGCGCAGCCCAAUUACGCCUCCCACGACAUGACCUACGCUGGUUACAGGCAGUGAUCAAUCCUCCCCCACCCGCAACCUAAUUUAUUUUAAAUUAUUAACUAUUUAUUUUUGAAAUGCCAACACCUACGCUCUCCAACGAAUACAGGAUUUGAAAUGCAUUCUAAACUAAAGAUUUCUGGACGACUUUAAUUUAUAAUUGACAAAACUAUGUUAUAAUUUUUAACAAGAUUUUACGUUGACUUUUGACGCUCCUGCAACAUGACAAGUGACUGACUCUUUGACUUUUAGAAUGUACAAUAGCAGAUUUACUACUAUGAAAUAAAUAAUUGAAAAAGGUUUGCUCAAUGAAAUAA
Molecule: messenger RNA, 1163 nt
Organism: Cloeon dipterum
Lineage: Eukaryota; Metazoa; Arthropoda; Insecta; Ephemeroptera; Baetidae
Exons: 5
Coding region: 25-864 (279 amino acids)
Cellular component (GO): membrane
Source: RefSeq, a predicted model, not a curated record